Osmerus eperlanus (European smelt) is the source of this 1124-nucleotide messenger RNA. It is a transcript of the gene polr2d, whose product is annotated as RNA polymerase II subunit D. Gene Ontology annotation, molecular function: translation initiation factor binding; nucleotide binding. Gene Ontology annotation, cellular component: RNA polymerase II, core complex. The transcript is spliced from 4 exons. The record is from RefSeq and is a predicted model, not a curated record. Bases 451 to 885 code for a protein of 144 amino acids. Gene Ontology annotation, biological process: transcription initiation at RNA polymerase II promoter. Lineage: Eukaryota; Metazoa; Chordata; Actinopteri; Osmeriformes; Osmeridae.
CAUAGCUGCCUUCCAAGCAGUUGACCCGGGUUCGAUUCCCGGCCAACGCAACCUUCCUUUUGCCUUACAUUAUUUUGUUAAAACAAUAUAAUACAUUCUUUUUUUUAUGGAAUCCCUUGCUUCCAUGAAGUAAGUACAUCUUAUUGAAAAGAUUUUCACCACUGUAUUGGGAAGGACACUAAAUUAAACAUUUAAGAUAACUUGUCAUCCUGACGAUAGGUGUCGUUGCAAUAACAGACUUGUCCUUUAGUCAGAAAGACGAAAUAUGUUACUUCAUUUCCGUUUGUGCAUUUUGGAUCGCAAAAGGCUGUAGUAUUUGUUGCUCAUCAAGGAAAAUUAAUACGAUACAAAGUGAUUAACCCGUUUUGGCUCGAGUUCGUCGAGUUGUUCUAUUUUUGGGGAUUGCAUCAGCAGCAGGCGAGUCGUCAUUGCAACUACAGACAAAUCACAAUGGCAUCGGGAGGUGGUUCAACAACAACGCAUGUUGGUGAUGUUGAGGAGGAUGCAUCCCAAUUACUUUUCCCAAAGGAAUUUGAGAACGCAGAGACACUCCUCAACUCGGAGGUGCACAUGCUCUUGGAGCAUCGUAAGCAGCAGAACGAGAGCGCAGAGGACGAACAAGAGCUUUCAGAGGUUUUUAUGAAGACGCUCAACUACACAGCACGUUUUAGCCGAUUUAAAAACAGAGAAACGAUAGCUAGUGUGCGCAGCUUACUUUUACAGAAGAAGCUGCAUAAAUUUGAGCUGGCAAGCUUGGCCAAUCUAUGUCCUGAAGCAGCAGAGGAGGCAAAAGCCCUCAUACCAAGUCUUGAGGGACGUUUUGAAGAUGAGGAGCUGCAGCAGAUUCUGGAUGACAUUCAGACAAAGAGAAGUUUUCAAUACUGAACAGGGAACAUUCAAUGGGCCCAUUGUGUUUCAUUGAGUGAAACAAUGUGAACAUCUUACAAGGACACUGAUCAUUUUACCGUGCUGAUGUUCAUGAUGUGUUCAUUUGAGACUUAGAAUUUAGUGGUGAACAAAAACAAAUACAGCUGAUUGAGAUGAGAGAAACCUCUGAAAUGCCUUUUGAAAAAGUAUUUUUUGUUUUGUUUCAAAUAAUAACAACUUUGUUCUAAUUAACUUUG